AUGGCACAAGAAAAUAAGGACCAACCGCUGGCAAGUGUUAAUGCUAAUCUACCUGUGAUCAAAAAACGUGAACUAAAAUGGGACUCAAAAAGCAACGAGGAGGGUCUGUUAGAACUUGCGAAUCAUCUUUUUGGGAUUCAAGCAACCGAGAAUGAAGAUGGGUUCAUGGAUAUCAAUUACAAUGACAACUAUAAUGAUGAAGAGAUCAAGGUCUUUAUGAAAGUUUUGAAGAGUCUUGUUGAGCAUGGAGAAUCGAGAAAGAUACAACACAUGAAUAUGGUUAGGGAUGGAAAGAUCAUACAGAGCGAUGAAAAGGCCAGCUCUUUUUGCUCCGGUCUCACCCACAUGAACAAGUAUGCAUAUCCAACAUUUUCAAAAAAAUAUACAGACUGGUUAGUUCGCAAGAAGAAUGACAAGAUGUUUGAAGAGCGAAUUCAGAAGAUAGCCAUAGAGAAUGAAAAACUAAAACGCAAGCUUAGGGAGAAAGAAAAAAACAAACCUGCAAGAGAAAAUAAUAAUCUAUCUAGUGGUAGCAGUUCAGAUGCUAGUGAUAGUGAAACCGGUAAGACAGGGUUUGAACUCGGAGAUGUAUUUGUGAUUGGUGAUAUCAUGGAUGAGGUUGAUUUUGUCACAGAACUUUACGUGCUCCGUGCACAAGUAACGAACAAGUCAUAUGGUAUAUCGACCUGGGUACGAUUCACAAACUUUGAGGUAUUCUUUGAUGUUCUUGUACCAUUGACACAUCCAAAUCCCAAUGCGUAUUGCCAGAUUCUCAUUAACAUGCUAGAAUACACAAAUGCAAAACAUCCAAAUGGAUCAUGGGUAAAAUGUACAAGCUUGAUAAAGGAUUACCCACUUGUCAAACGAAAUGAUGGUAAUACCUACCUGCGAAUUCGAUUCACAGAUCAUACCAAAAGACGAUCUGUGAUCCAGGCUAUGCGUCAGAAUAAGUUUCAAUCAUAUAACAUGUUCGAGGAUUCGAUAAGUGGCAAGUACGGGCAAUUUAUCACACAAAGCAGAAUUUACACAAGCGAAACAGAGGAUUGUUUCCACAUCUCUGGAUUCUUCAAGCUUAAAGAUGAGACUCGUGUUUUCUCAAUUGAUGAAUUUCAGAACUGUUUAGAUUAUGAUAAGGAUGUUGUUUUCUUGC
This is a messenger RNA of Dentiscutata erythropus, 1150 nucleotides long. The record is from the annotation of a GenBank genome assembly. Lineage: Eukaryota; Fungi; Glomeromycota; Glomeromycetes; Diversisporales; Gigasporaceae.